This is a messenger RNA of Onychostruthus taczanowskii (white-rumped snowfinch), 1894 nucleotides long. RefSeq names its product G protein-coupled receptor 75 (gene GPR75). Gene Ontology annotation, molecular function: C-C chemokine receptor activity. Gene Ontology annotation, cellular component: membrane. Gene Ontology annotation, biological process: G protein-coupled receptor signaling pathway. The record is from RefSeq and is a predicted model, not a curated record. The transcript has a single exon. Bases 169 to 1680 code for a protein of 503 amino acids. Lineage: Eukaryota; Metazoa; Chordata; Aves; Passeriformes; Passeridae.
CCAUGGCGGGGCGGGCAGCGCUGAGGCGGGGGUGAGCGGGCGGUGAGGGGGCCGGGCGGGAGCCCUGAGGGGGCGGUGAAGAGGCAAGGUGGGAGCCCCGCGGCGGCGAUGAGCGGGCUGUGGCGGGGCCGGGCGGCGAUGAGCGGGCUGUGACCGGGCCGGGCGGCGAUGAACGGCUCGGGGCGGCUGCCGGCCGGGCCCGCGGAGCAGCUGGGCGCGAACGGCAGCGGCCCCGCGGAGCUGCGGGAGGGCACCCACGCCGCCACGCUGGCCGCCUGCGCCUCCCUGCUGGCCCUCGUCUUCUGCCUCGGCUCCUACGGCAACCUCAUCGUGCUGCUCUCCUUCUUCGACCCGGCCCUCCGGAAAUUCCGCACCGACUUCGACUUCAUGAUCCUCAACCUCUCCUUCUGCGACCUCUUCAUCUGCGGCGUGGCCGCCCCCAUGUUCGCCUUCGUCCUGUUCUUCGGCCCGGCCCGCGGCGUGCCCGGCACCUUCUGCUUCACCUUCCACCUCACCAGCUCCGGCUUCAUCAUCAUGUCGCUGAAGACGGUGGCGGUGAUCGCGCUGCACCGGCUGCGCAUGGUGCUGGGCAAGCACCCGCACCGCGCCGCCUCCGCGCCCUGCUCGCUGCUGCUCACGCUGCUGCUCUGGGCCGCCAGCUUCACCCUGGCCACGCUGGCCACGCUGCGCACCCGCGGCUCCCGCCUCUGCCUGCCCAUGGCCAGCCUGCCCAGCGGGCAGGGCAAGCUCAUCCUCUACCUCUACGUCACCGACUUCAUCUGCUGCGUGGCCGUCGUGUCCGUGUCCUACGCCAUGAUCGCCAGGGCCCUGCGCAGGAACGCGCGGGCGAGUAAUUGCCCUCCGGCCGUGGGCACCCCCAGGGCUCAGCCCUUCGCGGGGCCCGGGGCCGUGCCCGCUCUGUACAGGACCCAGAGCUGCACCAAGCCGCCCCACGGCCACGCCAAGCUCGUCGGCCGGCUCCCGCUGGCCUCGGCCGUCAACCUGACCACGGCCAAGGACUCCAAGGCGGUGGUGACGUGUGUGGUCAUCGUGCUCUCCGUCCUGGUGUGCUGCCUGCCCCUGGCCAUCUCCUUGGUGCAGGACAUGCUGUCCGGCAGCGGUGGCUUUGUGCUCUACCAGUUCGAGCUGUGUGGGUUUACCCUCAUUUUUUUCAAGUCGGGAUUAAAUCCCUUCAUAUAUUCCCGCAACAGCGCGGGGCUGCGGAGACGCAUGCUCUGGUGCCUGCAGUACGCGGCCCUGGUCUUUUUCUGCUGCAAGCACAAGACGAGGCUUCGAGCCAUGGGCAAAGGCAGCCUGGAGGUCAACAGGAACAAGUCGUCCCACCACGAGACCAACUCGGCCUACAUGUUGUCUCCGAAGCCUCAGAAGAAGGCUUUGGAGCAGGCAUGCGCUGCCAGCCAUUCCAAGGACAGCGUGCUGAGCCCCAAGGCGUCGGCGGGGCCGCAGCAGCACUACGGGCAGAGCAGCUCCACGCCGAUGAACACGCGGAUCGAGCCCUACUACAGCGUGUACAACAGCAGCCCCUCGGCGGAGGGCAGCACCCCGCACAGCCUGCAGCCCGCCGGCUCCGCCUUCGCCUUCGCCAAGCCCUGCGGCGCCGCGCUCCAUCCCUCCGGCGGCGCCGCUCCCGCCAGGCACAUCCCGCUGCCCUCCGUGUAGCCUCGGCACCACCCAGCCGUUCCAGAGGGAGGAAUUGCGCCAAACUCCUUGAUGCUGCCGCCAGGGGAUAGAAACAGCGUGUCCCGUUUGCGUUGGAAGCAAACUCGGGGCCGGCGCCUCCUUGACGCGCUCUGGAGUUCCCGUGGAGAGCCAGCAAGGGGGAUAUUUGAGAUUUGGAAUUGUUGCACGAGGGUGGUUUUGUUGCUAAGUUUUA